CAGCGGCGUAAGAAAAGAAAGGGGAUGAAAGGAGAGGGAAUUCAUUCAUUCAUCCAUUCAUACAAGCAAGAACAGAAGCGCUUCCUCUGGAGGGAAAGGAGAAAAUUCAAGAGAUGCAGAACGAGCAGAAUCCGCAGCAGCUUCAAGUAAUGUUACAGAAUUCUGGAAAUUUGAGUUUCAGUAGCAAAGAAGAUGAAGAGAUGUCCAAAUCGGCGCUUUCGGCUUUUAGGGAAAAGGAGGAGGAGAUUGAGCGGAUGAGGACUGAACUUCAGCAAAAACUUCAAGCUCGACUCGGCCGAGUCGAGGAAGAAUCAAGGCGUUUGGCCUCCAUUCGAGAGGAACUUGAAGGCAUAGAUGGAGAUCCAACGAGGAAGGAAAUUGGACAAAUCCGUAAGAGAAUUGAUACGCUAAACAAGGAAUUAAAGCCUCUUGGACAAAUAUGCCAAAAGAAGGAGAAAGAGUACAAAGAUGCCCUCGAUGCUUUCAAUGAAAAGAACAACGAGAAAGUACAGUGUAUAUCAAAACUAAUGGAGAUGGUUGGUGAAAGUGAAAGGGUGAGGCUGAAGAGGUUGGAAGAACUGAGUAAGCAUGUGGAUAACAACCCUUCCUAAUUCAAUUCCCCUAAAUUAAUUCCCCUGUUUCUGUUUUUGUUAGUUUUCUUCAUUCUUAAACUUUUAAUUUGUUUAUGUCUGUUUGAGUGAUUUGUUUCUCUUUUGAUUUCAUUUAGGGUGGCUCACAUAUAUAUGUAUGUAUGUAUGUAUUGCUUUUAACCAUACUAUAUAUAUAUAAUCUUUUCAUUUCCUA
Molecule: messenger RNA, 804 nt
Organism: Cucurbita maxima (winter squash)
Lineage: Eukaryota; Viridiplantae; Streptophyta; Magnoliopsida; Cucurbitales; Cucurbitaceae
Exons: 4
Coding region: 114-611 (165 amino acids)
Source: RefSeq, a predicted model, not a curated record